AUGGCAGGACAGCAACUCGACAAUGGCAUGGAUGGUGCUGCAAAUCCUUUGGGGGCUGCUCUAUUGCGGGCAAUCUGUACUGGUAGCGUGGAACUGGUCGGUGCAUUCAUCUAUGCUGGAGCCAACGUCAACUUCAGGGACACAUAUGGAUUCGGGCCAAUGCACUACGCGGCACGUUAUGGAUCGCCUGGUAUCAUUCGACUGCUUAUUCGAACUGGCGCAUCCGUCGACGACCACGACCGCAAAGGAGAGUCGCCUUUGACGCACGCUAUCCAGGCUGGCAUAUGUGAUCUAGCAGAGUGCUUCAUCUGCUUGGGUGCCGCACUUCAAGAAGAUCACAUCGCUCAUGCAAUCAGUGCCGGCGACCGAUCUGUUCUCGAGAUGCUGCUCAGGUACUGGAGACGAUCCGGCAGGCCCGACGAGACAUUGGAUCCAUCCCUGCUCGCAGCCAUCAAACAGCGGGAUAGACGCGUCGUUGACGUUCUCCUUCGCAAUGGUGCACAUGCCUCGGCGGAAGACGAUGCAGGAAACACUGCUUUGACACUGGCAGUCGAGACAGGUGACAAGGAGAUCGCCCAACUACUGCUAGAUUAUGGCGCACAGCCCGACUGCUCACCGGGUAUGCAGUACAACCUCCUUGUGGACGCGCUGAAGUAUCGACAUCUCGCAAUGGUGGAACUAUUACUGUCCAAGGAAGUUGUCUGA
Messenger RNA from Fulvia fulva, 705 nucleotides. RefSeq names its product Ankyrin repeat domain-containing protein. Lineage: Eukaryota; Fungi; Ascomycota; Dothideomycetes; Mycosphaerellales; Mycosphaerellaceae. The transcript has a single exon. The record is from RefSeq and is a predicted model, not a curated record. Bases 1 to 705 code for a protein of 234 amino acids. Gene Ontology annotation, molecular function: protein binding.